CUGUUCUCGUGUUAGAAACAGUCCGAUUAUUCGAAAAUAUAGCUCUAAUGUCAGUAUUUUUCAAGGGAGGUAACCAUUUGUGCAGACAUGGCCUCUGCCACACCAGAGAGUGAAGAUGCUGCUGAGUGCGGUCUGGAGGAGCUUGAUGACAUCAUCACUCAACCUGCUGGUGGAAUGACCAUGCUGCCCAACACAGCGUAUGACGAGGUGUAUGACAAUCUCCUUGUUGGGGAUGAAUCUGAUGCAGCUCCGACGGCUUGGGUCACUCACAUCCUCAAUGCUGCCCACGGUGUCGAUAUCCAUCAUGUAAACACCAAUGAGGACAUGUAUAGGAAGCUCAAGGUCACUUUCAAGGGCAUUGAAGCCAUUGAUCACAUGAGUUUUAACCUUUACCCUUUCUUCCAAGAGUCAGCUGACUUCAUUGAGAAAGCAUUGGACAAUGGGGGAAAAGUUCUGGUCCACUGUAUACAGGGAGUAAGUCGAUCUGCCACUUUAGCUGUGGCAUUCCUGAUGCUCAAACGUCACAUGACAGUCAAAGAUGCUCUCCGAUUGGUCAGGAGCCAUCGAGAGGUGUGCCCGAAUACAGGUUUCCAACAACAGCUAAUUAAACUGGACUCACAGCUUAGACUGCAACGACAUGAUAAACUACAAACAGAGUGAUGAAGGGCCAAGUUUAAACAACUUAAUUCUGCAUCAAAACAAUCAUGGAUGGGUUUGUUCUCAGUACUGCUCAGAUUCAACAGUUCAAAUGUGAAUAAAUGUAAUAGUCAAGACAG
Haliotis rubra (blacklip abalone) is the source of this 776-nucleotide messenger RNA. RefSeq names its product dual specificity protein phosphatase 3-like. Gene Ontology annotation, molecular function: protein tyrosine/serine/threonine phosphatase activity; MAP kinase phosphatase activity. Gene Ontology annotation, biological process: negative regulation of MAPK cascade; protein dephosphorylation. Gene Ontology annotation, cellular component: cytoplasm. The record is from RefSeq and is a predicted model, not a curated record. NCBI's taxonomy places the organism in Eukaryota, Metazoa, Mollusca, Gastropoda, Lepetellida, Haliotidae. The transcript has 4 exons. Bases 88 to 660 code for a protein of 190 amino acids.